AUGUCUAGCGACCCGCGCCUUGGGUCUCAGCGGCUGCCCGUCUCACUCCCCGCCCUCUGGCCUGAACCCGAAACUACUCCAAGCCUCCGGGAUUUCCUGCGGGGGCGUGGAGGGUCGAGGGCAAUCGUUGGCAGCUACUCCAGACCCCAGCCGGCCGCCAGUGGGUGGCCGCCAGUGGAUAAAGAUAGAGAAAAUGAAAAAGAGAAAAAAUCAGUGAUCUGUGUUGAGGGCAAUAUUGCAAGUGGGAAGACGACAUGCCUCGAGUUCUUCUCCAAAACAACAGGGAUUGAGGUGUUACAGGAGCCAGUGCCCAAGUGGAGAAAUGUCCGUGGCCAUAAUCCUCUGGGUCUGCUGUACCGUGAUGCUUGUCGAUGGGGCUUCACGCUGCAGACAUAUGUGCAGCUCACGAUGCUGGACCACCACACUCGUCCCCAGACAUCACCGGUACGAUUGAUGGAGCGGUCGAUUCACAGCGCAAGAUAUGUUUUUGUAGAAAACCUGUAUAGAAGUGGGAAGAUGCCUGAAGUGGACUAUGUGAUUCUGGCAGAAUGGUUUGAUUGGAUUGUGAGGAACAUCGACGUGUCCAUUGAUUUGAUAGUUUAUCUCCGGACCACCCCUGAGACCUGUUAUCAGAGGUUACAGAUGAGAUGCAGGGAGGAGGAGACAGUCAUUUCCCUGGAAUACUUGGAUGCUCUUCACCGCCUCUAUGAGGAGUGGCUCUUCAAAGGAGGCCUUUUCCCUGUGGCAGCCCCUGUUCUGGUGAUUGAGGCUGACCACGACAGGAAGAAAAUGUUAGAACUCUUUGAACAAAACCGGGACCGCAUACUAACUCCAGAGAAUCAGAAACAUGGCUCAUAG
Molecule: messenger RNA, 858 nt
Organism: Puma concolor (puma)
Lineage: Eukaryota; Metazoa; Chordata; Mammalia; Carnivora; Felidae
Gene: TK2
Product: thymidine kinase 2
Biological process (GO): nucleobase-containing compound metabolic process
Cellular component (GO): mitochondrion; cytoplasm
Molecular function (GO): deoxynucleoside kinase activity; ATP binding
Source: RefSeq, a predicted model, not a curated record